CACCCACGUACACUUGCGUACACUCUUGCUGCAUUCCCUUUCGCCAACACACGGGAGAGUGCGGCACACGUUCAGCCUAACAAAAUAGUUGUCCGAAACCCUUGUUGUGUAGACCAUGAAAUCCUUUCAGCUUUUGACCCUUUUCGCGCUUAUCGCUGCCUCCCUGGCAUUUGCCCCGAACCAGGCUCCUCAGCAGGUCGCCAAGGCUGCCUUCACCAAGGCUGCGGGGGCUUUGCCGGUGGCUGCUUUGGCUGCCCCAGCGUUCGCUCUCGACUCGAUCGUCGAAGCGCUUCCCACCAACACGGUUGCCCUUGAGGUCCAAUUCGGUGCCUACCUUGCCGUAGCUCUAGGAACCCUCCUUCCCUGCCUUUUCCUCAUCAACUUAUUCAUCCAAACCGAAUCGCGCAAGGCUGGACGUGCCGGUGGACAGGAUGCCGAGUAAAAUAACACGAAGACGUUCUUUUGUCUCUUGGACAUUGGACUAUUCGCUAUAGACUGGGCAAUUUGUUGACGUACAUACGGACUACUACCUACCUAUACAUGCAUCGAUACGACUGAUAUAGCUACGGGAGGUUUCACAUAACGUAGUUCCUACGGUUGAAGGC
Molecule: messenger RNA, 605 nt
Organism: Phaeodactylum tricornutum CCAP 1055/1
Lineage: Eukaryota; Bacillariophyta; Bacillariophyceae; Surirellales; Neidiaceae
Gene: PsbM
Product: photosystem II subunit
Exons: 2
Coding region: 116-442 (108 amino acids)
Biological process (GO): photosynthesis; photosynthesis, light reaction
Cellular component (GO): photosystem II; membrane
Source: RefSeq, a predicted model, not a curated record